CACACUCUUUCUGUGACUCUCUCUCCCUAUCACACUCUCACACACACUUACACAUGCACACACUUUCCUCAUUCAACUCAUUCUCAGCCACGGGUCAGCAGCACAGACAAGCACCUUAUUCCAGUCCAGCUGGAGAGAGGAGCAUCGCAAGGUGCACACAUCGCAGGACAGGACACUGACUGACUGCAGCUGUAAAAGAAGGACGCAAGCCAAGCAACAGAACAAGCUUUCGAAGAACAAGGAAACAACAAAAAAUAUCAGAUUACUUUUGGCAAUGGAUUUACAAAGUUAAUUGUUUUCCGGUAAAUAGAAGCUGAAAGAAAAAGAAGAGGAGUUCAUCAUCAGACAGACAAGUAAAGAAACAAACAUCUGUGGAAGAGGGCUGGUUGGAAUCCUCUCUGGUCUGCUGAUUGGAAGCCCAGGUUCCUCUCUGCUCUGGUCCUCAGUGACAGGGUCUGCUGCCCCCUCGAUCAUCACCCCUUCCCAUCCUCAGAGAGAGACCACUCACCUGGACCACACAGCCCGGGUCUCCAGCCAGCCAGCAUGCAUACUGCCUGUGCAAUGUGCACCUUGGGAGUCUGACCUACCAUGUGCAGAUGGAUGAUACCCGUCGCUAGUCUCCGUCCUGAACUCGCUGCCAUUGGCACUGCCCACGCUGGGCUUCCACCCCUGCCCAGUGCUGCAUCCCUUCGCCUGGCGUUCCUCACCCUGCUCCUGGUGGCUGGCACUGCUCUGGGGGGCUGCCCGCCCGGGGUAGGGCAUGAGCCCCUCCAAGUACUGGCGAGGGGCAUCAACUGCUCAUGGACACUGGAGCGGCACACACGCAGUUACAAUCACCUAGAGGGCGACGUCCGACUACGGCGGCUCUACUCCGCCAAUAAGUUCUUUCUCUGUAUCGACAAAACAGGCAAGGUGGAUGGCACCAGACGGAAAAACUACGCUGAAAGCCUAAUGGAAAUCCGAUCUGUCAGUGUGGGAGUCGUCGCCAUCAAAUCUGUCAGCACCGGGCUGUACUUAGCCAUGUCCAAAAAAGGCACACUCUUUGGAUCGAUGAAGUACAACCCUAACUGUAAGUUCAAGGAGCGCAUCGAGGAGAACGGAUACAACACGUACGCCUCCCUGCGCUGGAAACACGGCGGCAGGCAGAUGUUUGUGUCUCUGAACGGCAGGGGGAAACCCCGGCGAGGUCACAAAGCUCGGAGGAGACACCCCUCCACCCACUUCCUCCCCAUGCUGCCCUCAUAGCUGGACAACUGGGCUUUGCUCUGCUUUGCAACCAGCCAACAACAGUCCCAGUCCCUCCUACUAGUGUUGUUGUUAUCAAGAUAAUUACUGAUGAAAUUGUCAUUAUUCUAUCCAUCCCCUCUCCCAUAUAUGUACAUUUGUUGGGGUUUUAUACACUAUUUUGCUUGUCGAGAUCGCAGUGGGGGCAUAAUACAGGACGUUUAAGUUAUUCACACUUCCCUUUUUUAGUGUAAGGUCCAGAAGUAAAGCUGCUAAUAUUGUGUAAAUACAGUAUGUCUAUUAUUAUUAUGACUGGUUAUCAAGCUGAAGGAUGAUAUUGAUGACGCUCUUCUGUGUCAAGGAGUAAUUCUGACCCCAGCAGCUUCUGCGAAAGCAUGUAAUUGAAACAUAUCUCCCCUUUAAAGGGUACGAGUAUUGUCUAUAUAUUGCCCCCCACUCAUCCCUUCAUUUCUAUGACUCUACAGGAGACAAUGCUUUUCCUUGAGUGACCUUACAAUAUGCUAUUAAAGCAAAGAACUGGUGAAAGAAACCUGACAAACAGUGAACAGAUUUGAACAUUGAUUUAGGUUGUCAAAUACGUUCAUCUGAUCAAGUAACUAAAGCGUUUGAGAGAGGACUCUAAAGAUACAAUACAAGGACUCUUGCACUUGACUGUACUUCAGAGGGGACAGAAUUCCCUGUUGACGAAAACGGUUGGACUGAACAUACCUAUGGAUGUCUGUUUAAGACAAAAACAGAAACUGACGACAUCUGGCUAUUGGGUCUUCUGGGUUUCUGAAAUGAAUGUGUGAGCUCUGCAGAAGUCUCACUGGGCAAAAACUAGUUGAAACAACAUUGUUUCCACAUCAUUUCAACAAAAUAAUUAAAAGUGAUGACGUUGAAUCAAUGUGGAAAACUGAUCGGAUUUGCAAAAAGUAAUCAACGUAAGGGAAUUUUGUCAUUUUUCCACCUACAUUUGAUCCUAAAUCCAAUGACAUGGUGACAUUUUUGUUUUGUUUUCACAUUGACUUCAAAUUAGUUGACAACUCAACCAAAUGUAAAUCAACACUAGAUGUAGAAAUGAUCUGUGCCCAGUGGGGUGUACUUUAGCCUCCUUCUUUCAUCCAACAAUCCUAGACCACUAGCUCAGGGCUCAAUCUUUGAAAGUGGGACUUAUGACAUUGUCUCUGAUAUGUUAGUUCCAGAAUUCAGUAGUUAAAUGCAUAUGUUACUCCCUUCGUGCAUUUGAGGUUGUGUGUACACGUUUUCACAGUGCUAAGACUACCCAUUCAUUUCUAACGUAUGGUAACUGGUUAUUGCAUUAUCUUGUCAUGUCUUGUUAACAUUUUCAAAAACCUGUUGCAAAUAGAACUUUUAAUAUAUUUAAACCUUUUUGUACCGUAUAACAUUUGAAGUUGAUGUUAUUGCCUCCAUUUUGUGUCUAGUCUGAAAUCCUAAUUGUAUUCCAUUCCAUUUUGUAGUCUAUACUGUAUGUUACUGUAACAUGCCACCUCCUCAGAUCGCAAUCAUCCUCUACUGAGUGGUCAACAAUGACAUGAUCUACAAGAACACCGUUUCAACUAUUAGUCAGAUUUUAAGAAGACAAUAUUGGUCUGUCAAUUGAAUACUGUCAUCAUAAUAACAUAAGUGAGUGCCUUGGUUCAUGUUCAGCUUGGUGAACUUCAAUAAA
Coregonus clupeaformis (lake whitefish) is the source of this 2914-nucleotide messenger RNA. RefSeq names its product fibroblast growth factor 10-like. Bases 589 to 1245 code for a protein of 218 amino acids. Gene Ontology annotation, molecular function: growth factor activity; fibroblast growth factor receptor binding. The record is from RefSeq and is a predicted model, not a curated record. Gene Ontology annotation, cellular component: cytoplasm. The transcript has 3 exons. Gene Ontology annotation, biological process: cell differentiation; animal organ morphogenesis; positive regulation of protein phosphorylation. NCBI's taxonomy places the organism in Eukaryota, Metazoa, Chordata, Actinopteri, Salmoniformes, Salmonidae.